This is a messenger RNA of Trichobilharzia regenti, 558 nucleotides long. The record is from the annotation of a GenBank genome assembly. NCBI's taxonomy places the organism in Eukaryota, Metazoa, Platyhelminthes, Trematoda, Strigeidida, Schistosomatidae.
AUGCGUGUAUUCAAGGAUGCAAUCACUGGUGAUGAAAUGUUCUCAGAUUCACACAUGCCUAGGUUGAUAGAUGACGUCAUUUAUGAAGUCAACGCCAAGUUCACGACGAUUACAAACUCGGUUGAUAGCAGAUUAAUCGGUGCUAAUCCAUCUGGAGAGGGCGAAGGCGCUGAGGAAGUCAGCGAUACGGCUGAACGGGUUAUUGACCUGGUGCAUGGAAGUCGCCUUGUAAGCACGCAAUUUGACAAACAAAGCUUCAGAACAUAUCUCAAAGGUUAUUUAAAGAACAUAAAGGAGCGUUUAUCGCGUGAAAAUCCUGAACGAGCCUCAAUAUUUGAAAAUAACGUAAAGGGAUACUUGGCGAACGUCCUCAAAAAUCUAGACGAUUACGAAUAUUUUACUGGUGAAUCAAUGAAUCCCGACGGCAUGGUGGUGUUAAUGAACUACCGUGAAGACGGAAUGACUCCAUAUUUCGUGUUUUUCAAGGAUGGGCUGACAGAAGAGAAAUACGACUCAAGAAUGACUGAUGCACGGGAUGAAAUAUUAAAUAAAAUUUAA